Molecule: messenger RNA, 948 nt
Organism: Theileria parva strain Muguga
Lineage: Eukaryota; Apicomplexa; Aconoidasida; Piroplasmida; Theileriidae
Gene: pre3
Product: Proteasome subunit family protein
Exons: 2
Coding region: 94-933 (279 amino acids)
Cellular component (GO): proteasome core complex
Source: RefSeq, a predicted model, not a curated record
AAAUUAAACAAUUUUGUGAUGGUAUUUUAAAGUUAUUUGGGGAAUUUGGGUGGAUUCCAUUCCCACACUCAUACCACUUUUUAUUAUCCACCAAUGAUUAAUCUUGACCACUUUCCUCCAAGUCCCAUACUCAACCCAGUUAACUCAAAUGACACAAUUUACACAAUAAACUCAGUUGACACAAAUUCAAUAAAUAAUGUGGGAAAUGUGAAUUUGUUUGGUUUGGGGGAUGGGAUAAAAUUGGGUACGACCAUAAUUGGUAUGAAGUUUGAGGAUGGAGUGGUGUUGGUAGCGGACGGUCGCACUUCCUCGGGGCAGAUCGUGGCCAACAGAGUCGCGCGUAAGAUUACGCGGAUACUGCCAAACAUUUUCAUGCUAAGGUCAGGCUCAGCCGCUGACUCACAGACACUCUCAACCAUCAUACGAUACCACGCACAGUCACUCAAACAACAACUCAAACCCGCCGGACGCUUUCCACCAAGUACGAGGGAUGAGAUGGACAUUGAUGAGUUGAGUGAGUUUUCAGGUUUCAAGACAAACGAGUAUAAAUUGAGCUCGUUGGAGAACACACCGUUGGUCCGGUCACUGGCCAGGGCUACGCAUAACUUAGUCCACGAGUACAGAAAUAUGUUAUACUGUGGCGUGAUUUUGGCCGGAGUUGACAGCCUGGGCGCGCAGAUAUUCAACGUGACGGUGGGCGGGACACUGAUUGAAAUUGAGGACUUUUUAGCCACAGGCUCAGGCUCAUCGUUCAUCACGGCCUUUCUCCAGAGUAAUUAUAAAAAGAAUUUAUCACAAGACGAGUGUUUAAAAUUGUUGAAAAGGAGCAUCGAGUACGCAAUUCUCAACGAUAACUCCUCCGGAGGAAUCAUGAGAGCAGUCGUAGUCACCAAACAUAAAGUCACCGAGUACUACUUCACACAACCUCACUAAUUUUUAUCACUAUCU